Porites evermanni is the source of this 2022-nucleotide messenger RNA. The record is from the annotation of a GenBank genome assembly. NCBI's taxonomy places the organism in Eukaryota, Metazoa, Cnidaria, Anthozoa, Scleractinia, Poritidae.
AUGGCUGCGUUAUUUAUUUUGUCAAGGUAAUUUACUAGUCUUUUUUGGAGCUUAUUGCUUGAAGUUGAUCGUUUAUGGAGCUUGUAAAUAACUUCUAUUCGUUGAACUUGCAGUAGAAAUGAAAGAAUACCGUUUCCAAAGCCUAAACCUACACCUCUUGUAUUGAGAAGGUAAGCCAAAAAAUCGCCUCCAUCUGCUCUUCACACCGCGAAAGCCUCUACUCGCAAAGUUUCGCAAGGCAGGCUGAACCCAUUAUUUUAUGCACCACAUUGAAGCUUCUCUUCUUGUUCUUUCUUGUUCGAUAACAGUGCACUAAAGCUGAAAGAAAACUUGGAAGAAAGUAAACUUGGUAGUAGAGCAACCAGAUGUACCAAAGAAGGUUCGAUGAAAGAAAAACAGUUCAGGCCUCUUGAUAUUGUUAUCAGUAGAAGAAACCUCCAUGAAAAGUUACAUUCUGCCCGCGCUGCAAAGAAAAGAAAAGGCUUUCAAGGUGUAUUAGUUGGUAAGAGCACUAGUGACUAUCACUCACACCUUGUACAGAAGUAUGGUCACCAGGGAUUUUACUAGGUUACCCCCCCUGGCCCCUGCAAGUAGGAUCAACUUUUUCCCCUAAGUUUGAUUUGGAGUAACCCUUGCAGGAGGGCCGUCAACUCAAGCGUAAUCAAGCUGCAAAUUAAUAAAUGGGAGCUAAAAUGUUGUGAAUAGGUGGUAUUUUCGUGAACAUUUUUGAAUUCAAGAUCACAGAGCACUGAAAAGCUACAACAGAAGACACGAGUGCAAGCAAAUUGUCUGACAUUUUGUCCACACUUGAUUCAAAUUCCAUGGCAAGAUAGCCCUUGCGUUAAGCCCUCUUAUUUAUAAAGGGGAGCUUGCCAUCAUUUGACCAUUCUACAGCUAGACCAGGUAGCCCUCCAGGCCCCAGUUCUAAGGGUGGAUAAUGCUAUCCAACCACAGGGACCAGGAGGUAGGGUUACUUUCCGUCUAUGUUGCAGGGAAACACUAGAUUGAGAACAAUUACUUGGAAAACAGAAACACAAAAACAAAUUUUUAGGUCAGUUGGAACACUCCCACUUUUCAUUUGACACUAGCAAUAAUGUUUCCAGGUAUCUCCUCAAGGAGAUGCCCUGAUACUCAGGAUAAAUGGUAAUUAUGUACCAAACGAGCAAAUUGUUUUUCAGACACUACAGUUUGCUUAAGAAAUUUACCUGUUCCAUCACUGGUAUUUGUACCUCCACAGAUAAAAUGUCAUUUCCAGAAAACCUUGAUGCCUGCUUUCACCUGGGACAGCUAGACGGCAGUGGUAUGAGUGGACCUGAAAAUUUCCCUGCAGACUUGCCAGAUGUAAGGAAAACAAAAGGUAAAUAGUGUAAUAGUUAGUUCUAGGUCUGUACAUGGCUGGUUGAUAACUUCUUCAAAUUUAAUUUAAUUAAUUAAGAAAAAAUAUAAUAAAUUUAUUUUACGGGCUGAAAAGUUUUUUGUUUUUCACAUUAUAUGCAAGACAGUGAUUAAAUUGUCUCAGGUGGAUUACAAGACAGUAUCCAUGGAAUAUGGGUAAAUUUUAGUCAACUUUUAUGUGGGUGGCACUUUUCAUGCUUCCUGGGAAAAAACAGGGGAGAACUAGUAAUCCAAGUGCAGUUCCUCUGCAACCAAAAAAAUGUUUUUUUUGCAGGAACGUCAAUGAAAUUGUCAAAAAGCCCAAAAAUAGACAAAGGGACAAGUAAAAAGGUUCUCAUGAAGAAGGGGAACCAGCAGCCCUUAUCUUCAGAGUUCCUAGAACUCCAGCUUUUACAAGAAUCUCAGAUAACACAAGAAUUUCCGUCACAUUUUAUCAGACCUGGAGCAAAGCAUGCAGCUAUCCCGCCUAUAAGUCACCAGAUUUCAAGUCCUACCCCAUAUGAUGGUACCAAUACUAUGUUCCAAGAUUUUAAAGUUCCUGAAACUCCACUUGUUCAUCAAAUACCAUGUACUUCAGGAAAACCACAAUGUAAAAUAGCAUUACAUCAGAAUGAAAAAGUAACCUGA